AUGCCUCCUUUUGUGACAGACGCAGUCCGAACGCCAUGGCCGAUUCAUUCCCAAGAUGAGCCGCCUCUUGAGACCCCUUUUUCACGAGCUAUCGACGACUUUCUGAGGGAGCUAAACGCCGAGGAUGACCCCAAAAACCCAUUCUUGAGGGAGCUCAAGGCCAGCCGCCAACAACUAGCCAAGACCCCAGGUUCCAAGACCCAGGCCCAGGCUUCAGCGGCCAACCUUAGAGACUUCAUGGAAAGUCUUCAAGCCCAGAAAAGCUCUGGUCGUGGACAGAAGAUCCUUGCCCGUCUUGAGCCAUUCAUCGAUAGCCUCGCAAGGGUCAUGGGACUGUGCGAAAACAUGUUGAAUGCUGCCCCGUUUGGGGUGAGCAUCGCAUUUUCCGGCGCUCGGAUCGUUCUCAGGCUUGCAAUGCAGAUGCAGACCUGCCUGGACAGCAUUGUCGACGCCAUGGAACAAAUCGGAAUCAGCCUCAAGUGUUAUGACAAGUUCGCGCAAGCGUUCCCGGACUCGGAUGAAGUGCAGGACCUGCUCGCCAGUUCUUAUAAGAACAUCGUCUGUUUCUGGUUCAAGGCGUCACGUAUACUAUCCCGACACAGCUUAAAGACAGUCAUCAGGGGCGCUACAAGGUCUAUCGAGAAGGAGAUCAAGACAGCACUAGAUGGUUUGAACCGUGACAGCUCGAAUGUCAUGGCACUCGCCCAAGCCACAACAGCCGAACAAGCGAUCCGUAAAAAGGAGUCCACACUGAGACAGGGCGUCAUUGAUUGGAUCAAGAGCGGAUCAUACAUCGAUGUCAGGCCAAUCCUCCAAGACCAACUUGACCUCCGGCUCGAGGGAACUUGCAACUGGUUAUUUGAGGACAAACGUUUCUUGAACUGGUGCAAAGCCACUGAGAAUGCUGCACUCUGGUACAAUGCCAAACCGGGAUCUGGAAAAAGUGUGUACGCGGCAACAAUCGUCGAUUAUCUGAAGAAGCGAGAUAAAAAAGUGGCCUACUUCUUCUACUCCUUCAACAGCCCUCAAAGAAAAUCAGGCAUAAGCGGGAUGCGAUCUUUGGCUCUACAGCUGCUGAGAUUCGUGACGGAUUUGCCAGACAGAGUGGUUCAGCGCUACAAGGACGAACUUGAGAACUGUGCUAGUGGCCUCGAUAAUAUCCACACAGCGUCACACGUUGUUCACGAGUUGCUCACACAGUGCGAGGAGACUUUUGUGGUGAUCGACGGGGUUGACGAGUGUCUCGACGAUGAUAUGACACUUAUUACCCUUCACUACCUGAUGAAUAUGCCGACUUACGGACGAGUGAAAUGGCUCUUUACAAGUCGGAAUUACCUCAAGAUCAGAACGGUCAUGGAAGGAAGUCAGGCGGUGGAGAUCGAAGCAUCAACGGAAUCCAUUUCUCACGACAUCCGUUUUUACUUCAGCAAGUACAUCAGCUGCGAACAUUGCAUCGACAAGUGGACAGAAGGCGAAGACAACUUUCUUUAUUCGAAGCUGAUAUGUGACACCCUUCAGGGGGAAGGGCUCACCUCUGACGAGGAGAUUCGACACGCUUUGAAGACGUACCCGAAGAACCUGAACAGUUAUUACCUACGGGCGUUAGAGAAGCUUUCCGAAAUGACGGAUCAGCAACAAGAGCUAGCCAGACGUACCUUUUCGAUCCUAAUAGCAGCGGCACAGUCAAUUUCACUUGAUGAGAUACGCAACAUUCUGGCUGUUACUCCGAACGCCAAAGACCACGACCCUAAACGCGUCCCUUUCACCAAAGACAUAGAGACUUUAUGCAGCCCCCUCGUCACCUUCGGAAAGCCCAGGGAGGGCGACGAUGAUGACAACCCUCUACUGAAGCUCUGCCACAAGACAGUUGAAGACUUCUUCUUGCAGAGCCCGGGGAAUCUCAACAUGGAUGAUACGUCGAAGCUGCGAAAGUAUUUCGUGACUUAUAAGCAAGCCAACGAGGCAAUUGCUAUGGACUGUUUGAGUUACCUGCAGUACAAGCGAUAUGAUAUCCCGACUCUCGAUCUCGCGGCUACCCUCUCAAAACCGAUUGCAAAAGAGCACGCAUUCCUUCCCUAUGCAGCUACAUUUUGGGCACAGCACUGUGACGUGGUUAGACCGUCUCCAUCAAAGGAGCUUGGCCAGGCCGCUUUGAGGUUUCUUCAAGGACCUACUCUUCGCACGUGUAUGGAGGUACAAGCAUACGUCGGCCCGUAUCUGUUUGGCCGAUACGUCGGCAGGAAAGAUCGAGCGUCGUACAAAAUGUGCAUCAAGGGCUCGAGAGUACGUGACAGCGACUCAUUUGGGGUUCCAUUGCCGCAGUGGCUGGACACGCUCUCCUCUCAAGGUUGGACACUGGACAGGUCGAUGUGCCACUUCAUCGGUGAGUGGCGCGAGGUUCUGAUAUCGCACCCAGAUGGACUGGCAUCGUGUCUCCCAUUGAGUAAGUUCGAACCAGCAUGUUAUCUCUCGCCACAAGGGGAACACAAGAACAUAAAUGUUGCACAUCUGGAGGAGCACUACAAACAUCUAAGCUCAGUUAAGGGUGUCGACCCGAAGGACGGGCAGCUUCUAGGCGUUGCCUUCCGCGGAAAGACACUAUGGGUGGACCUGCUGUUCUACCGAUCACAGGGAGCUUUCGAGCGUCUCCAGAUUCCGCUGUUUGCCAAGAAAAAGAGCAUCGUGAAGAGCGAUCAUAGAGUCCUGCUCCCGGAGGAAGACCGCGGCGACUGGGCAAUGACCAUAGCAAGUCGUACGGGGGCCCCAGAGACUGUCGAAGCCUGGAGACUGGAUCCUCACAACUUGGGCAUUAGAUGCAUUUCGCACGACACCAGCAAGGAACGAAAGGUCCCACUCGCGUUCGCGAGGGAAAAUGUCGGCAGGAGGAGAGGGUCAUGGGAAGUGCAGUCUAUACAGAACUUCGAGGCCAAUGCUGUGAGGAACGGAUCGAUGCAGGUCGUGCAUGUGACGUGGAAGUCACAGAAGCAUUUCCCUGACGCAAAUUUGAACCUCCUCUUUGAAGAAGGCGACGACAGUGAUUCAUCGUCUAGUGAGUCAGAGGAAGAAGAGGUUGAGAACCCGGCACCGGUCAGUCCUGAGUCUUCAUCAGACGAUGAUUCAGACGAUGAUUCGGUCACCGAGUCAACAGCUUCACACAGUCGAGCAACAGAGACCGCGAACGAAACUUCAGAUACAGACAGUGACUCUGAGGUGGAUGAGGGUCAUGUCACGGACUGUCUGAUAUUGAAGACUUGCGAUGGUGAUCCUUCAUGGCACCCGUGGUCUGGUGCACACCAGGUCUGGUCACAGAUAGGCUGUGCAGUACAUCCCGUGCUGCCCCUUCUAGCAGUUUCCCACACUGCCCGUCAACUAGAGGUCAUCGACACUGCCACGCGAGCCCAGAAGAUGAAGCACCUCCCAGACCUUUCCGAUCUCCAGGAUGCCCCUAUGGCAAGCUUGAGAGAACUCCGCUUCUCCCCCUGUGGCAACUACAUCCACUUCCUAUCCAUUGCCUUUGUCCCUCAGAAAGAGAAGGCUGGCACCGAGGCACGCGUGACCAUGUCGACUUUCAACUUCAACCACGAGGGGAACAGCGACGACACCCUCUCGAGAGAAUGCCCUCCCCAGAGGUGCACGUACACCUUCGGCGAGACCCUCGCCGACGUUCCCCUGCCGUUAGCCCUGACACACUGGAGCGAUACUGAAGUCAUCAUCGCCCUGCCGCCACUCACGUGUGAUCCCAAGAUCCUCAAAAUCAUGCUUCCUGUUUUCCCAUCUGUGGCUCUCUCUGGUGGGAAUGAUGACAACUGCUCGGGUGAGAAUACAAUCAUGACCUUGCAACAUGCGGUGUACUUCCCCACGUCAACACCGGCCCGGCAGGCCCGCCUCAUGUACCGCAACGACGGGGAGAGCGGCAUGACCGCCGGCGGCCGCGUAUACCUCGUGCUGGACAAACUAGUUCACACUGUCGCCGGCGAAGAGAAUAGUGUAAUGGAAACCACCGAAGACGUCACUGAAGGCUCUACAUCCGCUGAAAAUGCUACCAACGGCAAGGUCGGCGGUCCUGAUCUAGGUCACGCCAGUCCCCCGGUUGUACUGCGGUGGAAGAUUGCGCAGGGUGACGGUUGGAGGGCAUGGGACACUAAUUCGGACACCAUGUCAUCUGAUCUGAAGAGAGACGUGCCUGUGUGGAAGAUGCUGAGAGGCCAGUUCGUGGACAGCGACAAGCUGUUCAGCGUACCGAUCCGUAGCGGGUUAGACUGGAGGAGGAAGGGGUACCUGAGCUGUUCGGCUAUAGGGUGA
This is a messenger RNA of Diaporthe citri, 4302 nucleotides long. RefSeq lists its product as uncharacterized. NCBI's taxonomy places the organism in Eukaryota, Fungi, Ascomycota, Sordariomycetes, Diaporthales, Diaporthaceae. The record is from RefSeq and is a predicted model, not a curated record. The transcript has 3 exons. The coding region runs from base 1 to 4302 and encodes 1433 amino acids.